ACCAUUGUUGUAUAUUGUAAGGUUUGUUUGUAAAAACUACUUAAAAGUCCUAAUAUAACUAAGGGCUAGUCCUGGAUUAAUCUAAACCCUGUCCGGGAAACUACCCCAUAUGCCAGCAAUAUGAGAUGGUUGAGCAAAUCCUUAUGUCUUGUUGGAAAUGUAUUCAGGAAAGGCAUGAAAUAAUGACUUUGUUGCAGAAUAUAGGAUAAAUGUGCAGAGAAGAAGGGACAAGGCAGUAAGGAUUCAUUUUAAACUGGACUGGAUUGGCAGUGUAAGGCAAAGUUAUAACAGAAGGUGGCAGUAAUGCAACAAAUUGGAUGCCAGCUACCGUAACACCCCAAAGAAGAAGAAGACCAUUUUGAUCUGACUUGAUUUUGGAAAACAUCAACAUGGUAAAAUGCUGCAUUAAAAACUGCCGCAGCAGGUCACACUAUUAUUCAGGAAAUAAAAUAAAAAAUGGGAUACGUUUCUUCAUUUUCCCAAAGUGUAAACGGCACGAAGGACCGCAUGUUGAAGAUGUAACGAGAAGACGUCGCAUGGCGUGGAUAUCGGCAGUAGGACGAAAAGACAUCACUUACAACAACAGCCCUGUGUCAAGGAGAGUGUGCUCUUUGCACUUUCAUUCAGGACAACCAGCAUAUGAAAUGCUUGAAACCCAUCCUGACUGGGCACCAUCUUUGCUUUUGAAUCACAGUGAAGUAAAUGAAAAUGAAAAAGAUAGUUUUAGCAGUCGAUUAAAGAGAAAUAAAAGGUCUGGGGUCACGAGAAAACAGAAGAUUGAGGACAACAUUAAACGUGAAGAAGCAGAUGAGAUGGUACAAGAAGACAAAGUGAUAUACAAUGAAGUAACUGAGACGGUGAUGCGACAGGAAGUGGAGGAGAAGAAAUGGACACGAGUGGACGUGGGGGAGAAGGAAUCGCCACGACAGGAUGAGAAAGAUGACAUUGCACACCAUCCUGAUGAACAUAGUGCAAAGGAUUGUGGGCUUUGCCAGUGCAGAUAUAAUGAAAAUAUAGCUGCAAGCAGCGAUUACCGGGGUUCAAGCCAUUUGGGUUACAAGACGUUUAGGCACAUCCUUACACACUCAUUUGGCAUGUAGUUUGUUUUAUAAAAAAAAUCUUACUGUUAAUGUCAUGUAAGUGCCUCCAAAAUUAUGUUCACGUUUCACAGAUAUUAUCAAGUGACAUGAGUGUUAAAACUGAUAAGUCAGAAAAUUUGAAGUGGUAAUGCUUCAAAAAAUGUGAAGCUUUAUGUUAUUUGUUAUUUAGUAAGAUAUGCUUGGUCAGGUGUGUUUUUAAGAUGACUGUGUAAUAGCUAUACUACUGCAAAGGUUGCUUUGUAUUUGAUACAUAUUUUGUUAAACAGGGUCCAGAAAGUUGUAGUGCACUGGCUUUACAGUUGUUGAGUGUAAGAGCUAUGACAAUUUAAUAAAACAUAACUAAAUCACUGUAAAAAACUUCUGUAGAAAUUGCAGCUGGGUUGCCGGUAAUUUACUGUAGAUUUAAAUUUAUGUUUGUUACUGGCAACGUUUUGUUCAAAGUUAAAUGAAAAUUAAACAUUUACAAGUCUUUGUCUUUACAGAGUAAAACUAAGAGCAGCAUCAAGCAAAACAUCCUGGGAAACAAUAUCUGAAGCAAAAAAACAGAAAAAAGGUUGAUGAUGAUUUCUGGUUGUCAGAAUGCUUUGCAUGAGGCUGUUAUUAUAUAGUUUUAUUAUGUAAAGAUAAAGACUUGUUAAUAUUUAAAAAAUGUUUAACUUUGAACAAACUCUUGCCAGUAAAUUACAUAAAUUUAAAUAUACGGUAAAUUACCGGCAACCCAGCUGCAAUAACAUUGUAAUUUCUACGGAUUUUUUUUUACAGUGAAGAUUUAAAAUGUAAAUUUCUAAAUACUAAUUUUACUUGACACAUGUGGUUCUGGAGGAGAAGUUGCUUAGACAGUGGGACUCAAAAUGAAAAAAUCUGUAUCAAGUCAGAUUUAUUUCAGUUAACAGAAAAUUAUAUUUGCAAUAAACUUAGAAUAAU
Paramisgurnus dabryanus is the source of this 2024-nucleotide messenger RNA. The record is from RefSeq and is a predicted model, not a curated record. Lineage: Eukaryota; Metazoa; Chordata; Actinopteri; Cypriniformes; Cobitidae.